AUGUCUUAUCUUGACAUCUUUAGGCUGAGUUUUGCUGCAGCAAGGGAGGGUCAUCUCCCACAGGUUCUCUCCUAUCUUCACAUCAGGAAGAAAACUCCUGUCAUCUCCCUUAUAUUCUUAGCUACAAUGGCUUUAAUCAUGAUAAUACCAGGAGAAAUAUCUUCACUAAUUGAUUUCUUCAGUUUUACUGCCUGGCUUUUCUAUGGACUGGCUUUCUUGUCGCUUAUAGUAAUGAGGUUUACAAAGAAAAACGAGCCCAGACCUUUCAAGGUUUUCAUCCUAGUACCAAUUGUAAUGCUCAUUAUCUCCAUAUAUCUGGUGGUAGCACCAAUUGUACAAAAUCCCGAUGUCCGUUUUCUCUACGCCUUUCUUUUAAUCGCUGGAGGAACUAUUUUCUAUUUCAUUUUCGUCCACUUCAAAUUCCAGCUGCCAUGCAUGAAGCCUUUUACUGAAUUUAUCCAAAAGUCUCUGUGUGUUGCUCCAUCAAAACAUGUUGCACCAGAACAGCCCAAGAGCAACAAGUCUUAAAUAGCAAAAAUUGCUGUAAAAACAAACAUUCUAUCAUUUGGAAUAAAACUUUUAUUCCAUGAAAAUUUCAGGAA
Octopus sinensis (East Asian common octopus) is the source of this 602-nucleotide messenger RNA. RefSeq names its product b(0,+)-type amino acid transporter 1-like. Gene Ontology annotation, molecular function: L-amino acid transmembrane transporter activity. NCBI's taxonomy places the organism in Eukaryota, Metazoa, Mollusca, Cephalopoda, Octopoda, Octopodidae. The record is from RefSeq and is a predicted model, not a curated record. Gene Ontology annotation, cellular component: membrane. Bases 1 to 528 code for a protein of 175 amino acids. Gene Ontology annotation, biological process: amino acid transmembrane transport. The transcript has 4 exons.